AUGGAAGAAGUGUGGAACGCCUUUCGCCGUGAGCUGGGUGCCCACGGUGGGCUGACUGGGGCACAGCUGCAGGAGUUUCUCAUCCGCUUGGGGAUCGACCCUGCCCACGUGAAGGACCUUCUGAAGGAAUUUUCCGCGGAUCCGCACCAAAGGUUUGACUUUAGUGACUUCCUCCGCUUCCUUGAGGAGGGCCUUGAGGGCCCCGAGGGCAAGGCCGCCCGGCCGUCCGAGUCCAAGCCAUUCGACCUGAUUGUUCUUGGCUGUGGCCCCGCGGGCGUCAAGGCGGCCACCGAGGCCGCCAGCCGCGGGUACCACGUCGGCAUCGUCGAACCCCAGGAGAAGCCCACUGGUGCUCCCACUGGCGCAUACUCCAAGUGCAUCCGGGAGGCCGUGAUGGCCAAGAAGUGGACCUGGCCCGAGAUCCACGACAUGGUCCAGAAAAUCGUGGCGCACGCGCACGAAAACACCAUGCGCCUCCUGCACGCGUUUCACAUUGACGUCCUCGUGGGUGCCGCAUCCUUCGUCGACACCAAGACGAUCUCUCUGGCAAAGCCCUCGGGCGGCACCCGCACCCUCGAGUCCUCGGCCUUCGUGAUCGCCACGGGGUCCAAGGCCAACCACCUCCCGAUGAUACCCUUCGACCUCCCUGGCGUCUACGACUCGGACACAGUCAGCCAGAUCGACUUCAUCCCCAAGUCUAUGGUGGUGCAGGGCGCUGGCAUCAUCGGCUUGGAGUAUGCCAACAUGUUCGCCAAGCUGGGCGCCCGUGUUGUGGUGGUCGAGUUCGCGGACAAGAUGUUGCAGAUGUUGGAUCGUGAGCUGCAGGCGGCAUUGCUGGCCGACCUGGCGGCGAACAAAGUGGAGAUCCUUCUCAAGACCUCCAUCACGACUGUGCGCCCACAGGAGGCCGGCAUCCGCGGGAAGCCUUCGCUCAUCGUGGACACCACGGGAGGCUCCUUCCGCUGCGAGUGCCUCCUUUCGGCCGUGGGCCGCUGCGGCACGACCGAUGGUCUGGGACUUGAGAAGAUUGGGGUCACCAUCGGCCGAGGGAAGAUGAUCCAGGUCGACGAGAAUCAGUAUACCGGCGUGGCCAACAUCUACGCUGUGGGAGACGUCGCCGGCGGAAAUCUUGCGACCAUCGGGCAGGCACAGGCCGUGCGCGCCGUCCGGCGGCUAUUUGGCAGCGGCAAGUUCACUCUGGUCGACAAGGCCGUGAAGCCUUACACCGUUUGGACCAUCCCGGAGAUCUCCUGGGCCGGCUUGAACGAGCAGGAGGCCGAGCAGAAGAAUCUGAACUUCGGUGUGGUCCGCGCAGACUACGGCAAGACGGUGCGCGGCAUUGUCUCUGGAGAGCCGGGCUUUCUGAAGCUGAUCUUCGACAGAGACAACGGGAAGGUCCUGGGUGUCCACAUCUGCGGUUCCCAGGCGUCCGAGCUCAUCAACUUCGGUGCGGACGCGGUGGACUCGGGAACGACGAUUUUUGAGAUCCUGCAGUUUGUCUUCCCCGCAGUCACCUUCCACAUCCUCUACAACUGGGCAGCUGCGGAGGCCAAGAUUCGGUUCUCCGGAGUGAAGAGCCUCUCGGGCGCGGCUUCCUGGGGCCGCCUCCGGAGGUCUAUCAUCCGCAGCUUGGAGCGCGCGGAGUCCGAGCUCAGCUUCGAGGAGGCGGUGUGCUCAGCCUUCCGUACCUUCGACUCGGAUGGCUCCGGCUUCCUCACAUCUGAGCAGCUGCAGGCUGCCAUGUCCAGCCUGGGCCUCGACCUCGACAAGGUGGCGGUGGAGGAGAUGAUCAAUGAGGUGGGUCUGCUGGCUUAG
Messenger RNA from Symbiodinium natans, 1815 nucleotides. NCBI's taxonomy places the organism in Eukaryota, Dinophyceae, Suessiales, Symbiodiniaceae. The record is from the annotation of a GenBank genome assembly.